AUGUCUCCGAAUCCUUUUAUGGAGAAGAAAAACGGAGGAUACAAGCAAGUAUGUCAAGUCCUCAAGGGUGGUCUUGAUCUCAAUUUUAUUGUGCUUGUCGACUUGAUGCCAGUUAGUUCAAGACAGCGUAUAUCUACCCUGAGGCAAAGCUGUCUUGUACGUGAUCAUUAUCGCUGCGUUAUUUCUCGAAAUUUCGAUUGGCGUGAAGCCGAAAGACGUUUCGAACAAGAUGGGGAAGAUUGUAAGGAUGACGAUGGAAAUCUUCUUCGAGACGAAUCAAACAACCGAUUUCAAUUCUUAGAAGUUGCCCACAUCUUACCCCAUUCUCUCACUGCGGUUUCCUCUGGUGAAACGGACCUGUAAUCUUCAUAAUCAUCCUGUUAA
Aspergillus ochraceoroseus IBT 24754 is the source of this 384-nucleotide messenger RNA. RefSeq lists its product as uncharacterized. The coding region runs from base 1 to 363 and encodes 120 amino acids. NCBI's taxonomy places the organism in Eukaryota, Fungi, Ascomycota, Eurotiomycetes, Eurotiales, Aspergillaceae. The record is from RefSeq and is a predicted model, not a curated record. The transcript is spliced from 3 exons.